This is a messenger RNA of Odontomachus brunneus, 647 nucleotides long. RefSeq lists its product as uncharacterized. The coding region runs from base 1 to 522 and encodes 173 amino acids. Gene Ontology annotation, molecular function: nucleic acid binding. NCBI's taxonomy places the organism in Eukaryota, Metazoa, Arthropoda, Insecta, Hymenoptera, Formicidae. The record is from RefSeq and is a predicted model, not a curated record. The transcript is spliced from 2 exons.
AUGACGUUGCGGCUAAAUAUUUGGCUUCGGAGACGAAGGUUCGAAAAAGGUUCUGCCAACCCGACAAGGAAGAGCCAUUCGAAAGAAAAGUCAGUAAGGACUCCAGCAAUUAUCGAAAGAGCUCAAGAGCUCAUCUCAGAGGACCCAGGGCUGUCUCUAACGAAAUUGGCCAAAACAUUGGGUGUGAGUGACACUACAAUGCGUCGAAUUGCUGAAGAGGACCUACGCUUCAAGUCCUAUGUAAUAAAAGUUCGACAAAUGCUCUCUGAGGCUGCCAAGAUGAACAGAGUUGCUCGCUGUUGGCCUCCGAACAGUCCAGAUUUGAAUCCGUUGGACUAUUACGUGUGGAGCGUCAUUGAACGAGUGACCAACAAGUCGAGACAUCCCAAUGUGACAUCUCUCCAAACCGCUAUCGAAGCAGCAUUCGCCAAUAUAGACAAGGACGCGUUGCAGAGAGCGUGCCAGCGCUUCAGGAUGAGGAUCGAAGCAGUCAUCGAAGCAAAAGGGGGUUAUAUAGAGUAAUUUUACUCUAAAAGGAUACCACUAGUGAUACACAAAAAGUUCUUUUGUAAGUUUUACAUUUUGAUGAGUAGAAUUUUAUUUAAACAAAUUGUUCAUUUUGUCCGGAUUUUGGUGGCGGACCCUGU